This is a messenger RNA of Durusdinium trenchii, 1473 nucleotides long. The record is from the annotation of a GenBank genome assembly. Lineage: Eukaryota; Dinophyceae; Suessiales; Symbiodiniaceae.
AUGGCGCAGGCUGCCCAGAUGAUCGGAACGUUUGCACCUGACUUCGCCCUGGAGGUGAUCUCCAGCACGGGCGACAGGUGCAAAUCUAAUCUUCUUACCUUCAAGAAGCCUGGACAGGCGAUGGUCUUAGACUUUUUCGCACCUUGGUGUGAGGCAUGCCCAAAGGCUGCUCAGCAUUUGGAGCACCUGGCGGAAAGCUACGGAGAUCGUUGUGACUUUGUCUUGAUUUGUGUAGAUGGCUCUUUGGAAGAUGCUUCAGCCUUCGCGGAGCAACAUGGCAUCACCCGGUGUGUGGUGGCAUCAGUUGUGGAUGAACAUGCGCCUGAGAGCUACCAGGUUUCUGGUCUUCCCCAUCAAUCACUCAUUGCACCAGAUGGCACUGUGGUGCGAAACUAUGAGGUGAGUCUCCCGGAGGACUUGGACGCCGUGCUGGACUCAAACCACUCACUGGUCACAGUACCGAAGAAGAGCACCGUCUCGGACAAGUACAAGGAGCUGGAGAAGAACGACCCCUUAUUGAAGGAAAACCCACGUCGCUGGGUAAUGUUCCCGCUUCAGUACCCAGAGGUAUGGGAGAUGUACAAGAAGCAUGAGGCUUCCUUCUGGACAGCCGAAGAGAUUGACCUCGCUCAGGACAACAAGGAUUGGUUGAAACUUGCCGAGAGUGAGCAGCACUUUGUGAAGCACGUCCUUGCUUUCUUUGCAGCUAGUGAUGGCAUUGUGCUGGAGAAUCUGGCCCAGCAGUUUUCAUCAGAAGUGCAAAUUCCUGAAGCCAGGGCAUUCUAUGGCUUUCAAAUCGCCAUGGAGAAUAUCCAUUCGGAGACCUACUCACUUCUGAUUGAGCAGUACAUCAAGGACCCCAAGGAGAAAGACGAUCUCUUCGAUGCGAUCCACACGAUGCCAGCAAUUCGUGACAAGGCAAGUUGGGCGAUUCAGUGGAUGAAUCGUGAGAGCAGCUUUGCUGAGCGCUUGGUGGCCUUUGCUGCUGUCGAAGGCAUUCUCUUCAGCGGAUCCUUUUGUGCAAUCUUUUGGUUGAAGAAACGAGGCAUGAUGCCUGGCUUGACCUUCUCCAACGAGCUCAUCUCGCGGGAUGAGGGGCUUCAUGCCGACUUUGCCUGUUUGUUGUACGGCAUGCUGCAGCACAAGCUGCCGGAGGAGGUCGUGCAUGACAUCAUACGGGGUGCCGUUGAUGUGGAGCGGAAGUUCAUCUGUGGAGCGCUAUCUUGCGAUCUCGUUGGCAUGAACAAGGAUUUAAUGACACAGUACAUCGAGUUCGUGGCUGAUCGUUUGCUCACGGCCCUUGGCCACAGCAAGAUCUUCGGCUCAGCAAAUCCAUUUGAUUGGAUGGAGUUGAUCUCUCUGCAGGGCAAGACCAACUUCUUUGAGAAGCGCGUGGGUGAGUACCAGAAAGCAGGAGUUAUGGCAGGCAAAGAAGAAUCUUUGACAGCAUUCACACUCGAUGCUGACUUCUGA